UAAAUCCAAAGUCAACCCACAAAAUUAAACCCUAAUUCCCCUUUCAAUACUAUUUUAAACCUAAACCCUCUCUCCUUUCUGUCUCUUCAAUGCACUUUAGAGCCAAAGCUUCCUUGAUUCUGAUUAUUUAAAGUAUAUUCUUCCUUUUAACCAAUUAUUUUCUCAAAUUCCCAACUUGGGCUUCUUUGACUUGUUCUAUUCACCACCAUUUCUAUAUAAACCAAUCCCAACCCCUUAGCUCUGUUAUCAAUAUCAUCAUCAUCAAAUCUGAGAUUCAAAAUUCACUUUUUGUCUUACAACUUGGAAAGGUUAAAUCAAAUCGAUAUGGCUUCAAAUGGGUUUCUCUUGGCUACUCUGUUUCUGUCCUGUUUCUUGGGAUUCUCCCAUGGAAAUAUCCAUCUCUCUUCUCUCCAAAGAACUUUGGAGGUCACUGCUUCACCAAAACCUGGACAAGUUCUUAAAGCGGGUGUUGACAAAAUCAGUGUGACCUGGAUUUUUGUUGGGACUGACAAAGUCAAGUCGGAUUCGGAUUACAAGAACAUCAAGGCGAAACUCUGUUACGCGCCGGUGAGCCAAGUGGACAGAGCGUGGAGGAAAACAGAGGACGAUCUUUCCAAGGACAAGACUUGUCAAUUCGACAUCGUGGAAAAGCCGUACAAUCCGGCGAACAAGACGGUUCAAAAGUUUGAGUGGACGGUAGAGCGUGACGUUCCAACGGCGACUUUCUUCGUCAGAGUCUACGUUUUAAAUUCCGCCGGCGAUAAAGUAGCGUACGGCCAAACCACUGAUGAUAAAAAAGGAACAAACUUGUUUCAAAUUGAAUCGAUUACUGGUCGUCAUAUCUCACUUGAUAUUGCCUCUGUUUGCUUCAGUGCCUUCUCUGUUGUGUCGUUGUUUGGAUUCUUCUUCAUCGACAAGAGGAAGGCCAAGAAGGCGGCGGCGGCGGCGGCGGCGCAAGGGCAUUAAGUUAAGAAAAGGUGGGAACUUUUGCUCUGUUUUGAGUUUCCUUCUCAGCUUGUGACAAUGGCGAUCUGCUUGAUCAAGAGUAGACUUUAUUAUUAUUAUUUUUUAAAAGUCUUUCUGCAUUUUGGGUUUCUCUAAUGCUGUAAUUUUCUAGGGGAAAAGAAAAAAGAUGUGUUGAGAAAAAGAAGGGUAUGGUAUGAUCUGAUAUAUGGUGAAAAAUAAAGUGUACUAAUGUGUUUAAAUGUUGAUGUGGAAAUUUUAAUGACAAUAUUUGAAUAUUUCGACUUUUGGGGUUU
Molecule: messenger RNA, 1259 nt
Organism: Benincasa hispida (wax gourd)
Lineage: Eukaryota; Viridiplantae; Streptophyta; Magnoliopsida; Cucurbitales; Cucurbitaceae
Product: high-affinity nitrate transporter-like protein
Biological process (GO): response to nitrate; nitrate transmembrane transport
Cellular component (GO): plasma membrane
Molecular function (GO): nitrate transmembrane transporter activity
Source: RefSeq, a predicted model, not a curated record